UGAAAAGUCAGCGGUAGAUUUGAGUUAGUGCGGCUCUUGCGAAAAAAAACUAGUGGUAAUGAAUGAGCUCGAGAAGUUAUUAAGUAAAGCCACAAACCCCAUAUCAGAUCAGUACGAUUCUGACACUGUGAAUGAAAUUUCAAAGCUAAUUGACACUCAACCUAAUGGUCCAGUCUUUACUCUUCGUCUUCUUGCCCAUAAAAUUAAGUCUCCACAUGAAAAAGAAGCUCUUAGCUCCUUGAUGCUGUUAGAGUUUUUAUCCAAGCGUUGCGGUCGAACAUUCAUAUCCGAACUUGGAAAGUUCAAGUUUCUCAACGAACUAAUCAAAGUUCUCUCGCCCAAGUAUCUUGGUGACCAAACAUCUUCAUGUGUUAAAAACAAGUGUGCUCAGUUGCUUCAUAAUUGGCAACGUGAUUUCUCACCAAAUGAACCGAAAUUCGCUGAGGCUUACAAUAUGCUUGUUCGAGAAGGUAUUAUAACUGCGAGUCAGAUAGUCUCUACUGACUCCGUUUCAGAGGUUUGUCGCUCAGGCUCUUCAGCCGCUGAAAAUAGGCAAAAUAUUUUUGAACGUAAUAAAAAAUCAGAGCGUUUAACCCAAUUACUUCGUAGUCGUAAUCCAGCUGAUCUACGUGAAGCAAAUGCUCUUAUCAAGAGUAUAGUUGAAGAAGACCAAGUACGUAUGGAAAAAGUAAGUCAAAGAACUAGUGAAAUGGAAGCUUUAAGAAAUAAUACAAUAUUAUUAGAAGAAAUGAUUGGGACAUAUUUAUUAGGUGAAAGUACUGAGGCUGAAUUAGAACUGAUGAAUGAACUGGUACAGAAUAUACGUAGAGCACGUCCAUUAUUAUAUAGUUUCUCUUUAACACAUGAAGAACAAGAUAUUGAAACAUUGACUGAAAUUGGUCAAAUAUGUGACAAAGCUAGUGAAGUUUUAGCAAAUUAUGAACAAAAAAUAACCAAUCGAAGGUCAUCAUCCUCCUCAUUAAAACAUGAUCAACCACAUAUGCCUUCAUCUAUAACUAAUGAUCAUUCUUCUUCCUCAUUAUCAUCAUCAACAUCAUCUAAUCAUGUUCCUGAUCUUUUAACACAAGAUUUAAUGAAUUUAGGCUUAAGUGAUGAUCUAAUCACACCUAUCACAUCUUCUAAUGCUAAGAUGUACUCUCCAGAUGUCUUAUUAUUGGACACUACAGAUUCAUUUCCUGUUAAUCGUCUUCAUAAUACGUCACGUCAUCAAAUAUCACAUCCGAUUGAACCAAAAUAUUCAUUGAACAAUAGUAACAAUUUGAUUGGGAAUAAUCUUGGUAUUAGAAAAAAGUCAAACUAUGAUGAUUUACAAGAUAUUUUUUCCACAAAUACUACUACUACUACUACGACGACGACUUCUGGGUCAACAAUACUCCCUACCUCGUCAACACUUUACCCAUCAAUAUUCAGUUCUGUCGAUUCCAAAACUUCAAAACAAUCAUUGUCUUCUGAACAUGAAUCUUCUGUAAAUUCUAAUUCCAAUGUCUUCAGUGAACUAGAUAGUUUGAGUCGUCAAAUGCUUAACUUAUCAAAAACAAAUGCUUUGACAGAUACAAAUCUAUCAAUAUUAUUAUCAAAUAAUUCUCCGAGUAAACUAAAACCUGAUGAUGAUGAUGAUGAUAAUACACCCUUAUGUGUAAACAUGAAAGAUACCCCUACUAGUAAUCAUAAUCACAAAGUGAAAGAAAUGACAUCAUCAGAAGUUACAUCACAAUGUAUGAUUGAUCUUAAAUCAUUUGAUAUUCAACUUUCUUCUGUUCAACCACAUUCAAUACAUAAAACACCAUUAACACUUUAUCCAACUAAUCUAUCACAAGAGAAUGACAGUAGUGAUAAUACUUAUAACAUACAAUUAACAUUACAUUAUACUAAUAAUAAACCACAUCCUGAUGUAAUGGUUUUUGUUGCUGUUAUAUCUAGUCGAAAUGUUUUACCGAUUACGGAAAUUAAUGUUAGAUUUGGUGUUGAAAAGCCUUUUAAAAUACGACAACUUAUUGCAUCUGGACAAAACCUUCCAGCUUAUACAACUUUUCUACCACCUGCAUCAAUCAGCCAAGUAUUAUUAAUUUAUAAUCCAUCCAAAUUGGUAAGUUAUUUAUUUAUUUAUUUAAACACAUAAAAAUUGGUAUAAGGAGGUAGCCACGAAAUAGAUAUGCGCCAUACAAAUCAUUCGAUUUUUAUGAGGGCUGUGAUACUGUCCAGGUGCCCAAACCUAAGCAGAUGAUUUUUUUGGGGGGCCACACCUGGAUCCUUUGAUCUAAUGGUCUGACUCACAAGGCAGUGGAGCAUCGUAAGGAGAUGCAGUCCCAUGGUAGCCCGUAACCAAUGAUUGAUUUAUACGCCAUUUGUUUCCUCAGGAUACUGGGGCCAAUGUGUACCAUUGGUUUAAAAUCAAGGUUUUCCAACUCCCCUAGGUAGACUCUCCGUGUCCACCAACCCGAUUAAAGCGUCGGACAUUCGCUUUUUAUGUAGAAAAUAAUCUAUCACUGUUGUCUAUUACUUGUUAUGGAUUCAGGAUGUUAUGAUAUUAUGGUAUUAGAACAUGAUGAAACUAGUUGCUGAAUAUAAUCCAAUUAGACUUGUAAGAAUCAUAAGUUAAUUCAUAUUAGUCCAGUUGUUAAACGUGUGUUUCAUUCGUUCUAAAUGUGAGCAAAAAUCCGUUUCUGAAUAUUGUUGUUAGUUGUCUGCCAGCCAUUGCUUUUAAUAUAAAAUAGGAUCUACGUCAACUAGAUAGAUUAGAUAACUAUAUACAACACAUCAAUCGUAGUUCUUCAUAUCAAUUAGUUAGUCGUAUGAUGUGCUUUUUCCUCUCUCCGACAAGGCUGUCCACUACCUGCAUUUCUGUUUAACUUCAUUAUGGACCUAUUGCUGGAAAUAAUGUUCUCAUCGACUGAAUUUUAAGGAAUUGAUCUCCUAACAGGACGUCCACUUAUCGACUUCGAAUACACAGAUGAUAUAGCCCUGUUUGGUGAAGACACUGAUAAAAUAUAGAGUCUUUUGAUAGCAUUGAACUACAAUGCCAGGAUGUUCAUGAUGCGUUUCUUCUCCUCUAAAUGCAAGUUGUUGCUUGUGGACUGGCCAGCGUCAACACCUGAAAUAAGGGUAGGGUGUGAAGUAGUCGAACGCGUUGACAACUUCACUUAUCUUGGAAGUCUGAUCAGCCCUAAUGGGUUACUGCCUGACGAAAUCUCAGCACGGAUUCAAAAAGCUCGUUUGGCUUUUGCCAACUCAUGUCACCUAUGGCGAAGGCGAGAUAUCCAUCUAUCAAUUAACGGAUGAGUAUACUGUGCAGCAGUUCGCUAUGUUCUACUUUACAGCUGUGAAACAUGGCCAUUAAGAGUAGAAGAUACUCGUAGGUUACUAGUAUUUGACCACAGAUGCUUUAGAAAUAUUGCUCGCAUCUGCUGGGAUCACCGAGUAAGUAAUAGUGAGGUUCGAUACAGGGUAUUAGGAAAUGAUGGUAAAUCAGUUGAUGAGGUGAUGAAUCUUCAUCGACUGAGAUGGUUGGGCCACGUGUUACGUAUACUUGAACACCGAUUGCCACGACGCGCUAUGCUGACUAGUGUAGGGGAUGGUUGGAAGAGAGUUAGGGUCGGCCAAACCAAAACAUGGCAUCAGUGCUUGAAGUCACUAACUUCUAGUCUAAGCCAUGUUGGUAGAUGCAGACUACCUGGUUGGGGUCCGCGUGACUAUCGUAACCAAUGGUUGAAGACUCUAGGUGACAUGACUGUCUUUAUCUUUCCUUAAACAUUGAGAAUAAAAUUGCUUAAUAUCUCUCUUCCUUCCUAUACUAUAUCCUUAUAUAAAACCUUUCGUUUAUAUACUACCACCACUAAAUUAACUACUUCUGUGAAUCCGGUGUUCAUCUUGUUGUGCUAACAAGGUAUGACAACUUGAACCGACGCAUAUAAGUGCCUGGUCUUACGUUGUAACUGGUUGACUGGCUGAAAUCUGGUUAUUUUAAUUAUCAAAUGUCUAUUAGUGAUAUUUUCCCCUGUAUAUAUUUAUAAAUGAUUCAUUAAAUUCUACCUUCCUUAUUUUUUUCUACAGGAAAAAUUUCUAUUGAAAUUUCAAUUAUCUUUUAUAUUAGAUAGUGAAUCUAUUUUAGAAUCUGGGAAAUUAGAAUUACCAUGUGGUUAACUUAUUAUUAAUCACUAUAAUGCUAUUCUUCUUUUCUCUUUCUCAUGUGAAUAUGAUGCAGAUAGGUACUUUUUUUUUCCCGUGAUCAUAAUAUAAAUUUUUAUUAUUGAAAAGUAUUUGUCGUUUGUGUUCUUUCUUUCUUUCCUUGAUUGAUUGAUUGAUGAUGAUGAAUCAUUUUGAACAUGUGAAAAAAUGGAUGAUACUUUUCUUUGGUAAAUUUAUACUGAGUCUAUAAAAGCUUUGUGAUAAAUUUUUUUAUACAUUUAUAUGUUAAUUUAUUUGUUGCUUCUUGUAAAGUUUCAUUCAUCUUUCGUCGUCUUCGUCGUCUUUAGAGGUUUAAGCAUAUAUAUUGUGUUCAUACUUUUUUCAACUAACAUUUUGAUGCUACUGACUAAUAGUGAGUAGUUAAAUGUAUUUCAUUACAUUUAUUUGGUUUGUGAAGUUUUUCAGAUUUUUUUAGGUGUCACUAUUGUUUGUUCUCAUCUUUUGUCCUUUUUAUCUGUAAAUCAUAUAUUUUUGUUAAGAAAUAUACCGAAUUUACUUUAAAUAAUUUUCUUCUAUUUUCUUUGUUUUUUUUUUUUAAAUAUUUGGUAAUCUAAUAAUGUAAUUCAUUGAGUCUAAAGUGUUUUGUCAUUCACAAAACUUAAAUCACACUUUACGGACAAGAAGAAUGAUAUAUACAUAUAUUUUGUUCUUAUGAAUAGAAUCAUUUAUCUUUUCGGCUACUUCUUACUGUUCAAUAUAUUUACUUAAUUUAACCAUCUUCCUAUUGUCAUAUAUUUGUUCUUGUUUCCUUUUAGUAUGGACUAUAUUCUAUUCUGUUGAACAUCUUUUUCUCUAUAGUCAUGAAAGUUUUUUCAGAUGAUUACUUGCUGCAAGUAAUAAAAUCUUAUUGUAGUACAAUAAUAAUAUGGUUAUAAUCAAU
Messenger RNA from Schistosoma rodhaini, 5086 nucleotides. NCBI's taxonomy places the organism in Eukaryota, Metazoa, Platyhelminthes, Trematoda, Strigeidida, Schistosomatidae. The record is from the annotation of a GenBank genome assembly.